UACAGGGACUCUGGUCUGCACCCAGAGGUAGGCGCACAUUAGUCCACCCACCUUACAUCAGCAAGGGAAGCCGGUGCGUUUCCUCCCCUUCUUUCUCUAAAGGAAGCGCAAAAAUAAGCAUCGGCGGCCGAGCGCCCCAGCACGGACACGCUGUUGUGCUAGUUGGAGGAGACCAACCAUGAGGGCCACCAGGGUUCUUGUCCUGCUGCUCGCCACUGUCCGUGUCUUCAGUCCAGUUUCGUCAUCAGACCCACUGAAUGACCAACAAAACAGCACAGCAUCCAUAACCACAAAGCCGCUAUCAACAGAUGGACCGCCCACGACGGCGUCAUCAAUGGCUGCAGCUCCAACAAACUCCUCUGCUUCCCAAAACACCAACAUGACAAUCCCAGACAACGUAUACCCCGUCCAUCCAGCAGUCACUGACAAUACUUCUUUAUCGAUGACCAACGUUACUGAAGAACCUAGUUUAUCCACCAAAUCACCAGUUUUGACCAAUGGAACUGCUGAGCCUGGAGGUGUUUCCUCACCAAACCCAACCACCAUGACUGUUAAUGAGACCAGAGAUGCUCAAGGUGUAACCCACUCUGCAGUGACAGUAAAAACACAUUCCACAGAGAAGCCACAUGACAUCGGGGUGAAGGAGAAGAAAACUGCUGAGGGAGGUGCCGACCGAAGGCUUUGGUGGCUUGUUCUGCCUGCUGUUGUGAUCGUAGGAGCUGCUGGAAUCUUCUUCAAAUUUAAAAGCAAGAAAGUCCACCACCACACAGAGACCAUUGACACUGGAACUGAGAACGCAUCUUUCCAGAGCAGACCGGAAAGCAGCAAAGAUGGCGUCAUGCUCCUCGGGGUGAAGUCAUCAGGCGGCGAGGAACACGCUGCUGCCAGAUAAAAACAGAGCAAGCAGUGGAAGAGUCGCGGGCGUUGCCUUCUCUGGGGGAUCAGUUAAGGGAUGACUUCAUCUUUUUGGCUUUUUUUUGUAAAUUAGGUACACGUUUAGUCAAUCGGGAGAAAUUUUAUGCCAUCUUCCUGUGAACUGAGGACACACGUUUAGGGGAAAUAAUACUCCAAACAGGAAAACGGCAGCAAAUUUGUUGUAUAUGUGGAUCCACAAGCCUGAUUCCUGAUUCCUCACUGUUAGAAACCACAGCUCAUCUCAAAACACUCGUCAUCCUUUGGGUUUGUUGUCCUGUUUGUUACUCAGGAUGGAUUUUCUUUUCAACUUCUUUUUAAACACAUUUGAAACGGAGUCCGUUUGUUCCCUCUGUACUGAUGUUGGGGUUUUGUUUGCUGUAAGAACAUUUUCUGUAUAAAAAACACAGCAAUGCAGUGGCUCAGAUUCAGAUCAAUGUUUUCACUGUAAAACCUUGAAAUUGCUUUGUGUUUAAAGGUUUAAAAAACACUACUGCCAGUCUGAGUUUCCAUAAUAAACUGCUGGAGAAAUA
This is a messenger RNA of Oryzias latipes (Japanese medaka), 1445 nucleotides long. RefSeq lists its product as uncharacterized. NCBI's taxonomy places the organism in Eukaryota, Metazoa, Chordata, Actinopteri, Beloniformes, Adrianichthyidae. The record is from RefSeq and is a predicted model, not a curated record.